Molecule: messenger RNA, 3142 nt
Organism: Danio rerio (zebrafish)
Lineage: Eukaryota; Metazoa; Chordata; Actinopteri; Cypriniformes; Danionidae
Source: RefSeq, a predicted model, not a curated record
CACACACACACACACACUCUCACAGCGCAGGCCGUCGGAGAAGGAGUGCGCUGACUCUCCAAACACACACACUUACACACAGUGAGAGCUCAGCAUCAUCAUCAUCACAAUCAUCAUCCUCCGCAUCAUCACUGACAGCAGCGCGAGCUCGGGAUCCUCAUACAAUGAAACGUGCGCGCGCAGAUUCAUGUUUUCUGCAGCUCCUGGUGAGCAGAAGUGUCUCUGGUUCUCUGUCAUGAUGUCUCGGUAUCAUCAGCGGUUUGAGCGUGAUUUCCGAGGCGUGUGGGAGCGAAGGGAGCAAUGCGGCUCCAACGGCAGCUGCGGCGGGACGGUUAACGGCUGCGUCUCCACCUCCGCCAACACCGCUAACAACCGACCCGGCCUCUUGCCUCUGCCUGUCAUCCCGUCACUGCUGCCAACGCCGGCCAGUUGCACCACCAGCACCGCCAGCAACGAAAUCACUUGCAAGAGAUUGAGCCUCACCUGCAGCACAUCCAGCACCAAGGUCUCUGGACACCCGACGGCAGACACGCAGGCUCAGGGCCAGGUCCUGGCUAAUAGCGUCCGGUGGGGACAAACACCCAUUAACCAGUCCACGCCCUGGGACACAGACGAACCGCCCGCAAAGCAGAUGAGGGAGAAAGAUAUCGCAGCUCCUCUAUGGCCUCCGCAAGUGUCUGCUACGGUCAGUCAGGCUGGCCUGUUGGCAAACACGUUCACCCUGCCGCAGCCUCCGGUGUACAGCCAGUGCGCCACCAUCCAAACGCCCAUCAUCGGUGUGACCCCGGCACUGCAGACUCCUCACCCGCAGUUACCCGCUCACUUCCAGCUCCCGCAGCAGCCUUCACAGCCCAUGUCCAGCAUGGUGCUCAACGUCCAGAGCCAAACGCUUGCGGUCGGCGGGCUUCCACCGAUGCCCAGCGUCUGCCAGGUGGCGCAUCCCGUUGGUAACGGUCACCUGACCCAUCCCAUGGUGCAAUCCGCCGCCCUGACCUGCUCCACGCUGCCCACAAAUGGACCUUUAGCAAACGGCCUGCAGGAAACGUGCAGUAACGGCCUGCAGAUGCUGAAAACGGUCGGGUUGGGGAAAUACGAAUUUACAGACCCCUGCCAUCCCAAAGAAAUGUUGAAGGAAUUGAACCAGCAGCGGAGAGAGAAAGAGUUUACAGACCUGAAAAUAAUUGUUGAAGGCAAAGAGUUUGAAGUCCAUCAAAAUGUUCUAGCUUCCUGCAGCUUGUAUUUCAAGGACAUGGUGAAAAGGUUAUCAGCAGAGAACAGAAGCGGAGAGAAGAUGCAGCUUUCGAUGAGCAACAUCAGUUCAGAUGUUCUGGAGCUUCUGCUGGAGUUCGUUUACACCGGAUCGCUCAUCAUCGACUCUGUGAACGCCAAAACCCUCCUGGAGGCGGCCAACAAGUUCCAGUUCAGCACUUUCUGCAAAGUCUGCAUCUCCUUUCUGGAGAAGCAGCUGACGGCGGCGAACUGUCUGGGUGUAUUGGCGAUGGCUGAAGCCAUGCAAUGCACUGAACUCCACAACAUGGCCAAAGCCUUCGCCCUGCAGAACUUUCCAGAUGUAGCGGGACAAGAGGAAAUUCUGAACGUCUCCAAAGAAGACCUAGUCAGCUACAUGUCCAACGACAGCCUGAACACCAAAGCAGAGGAGCUGGUGUACGAGACAGUCAUCAAGUGGAUUAAGAAAGAGCCCAGCAGCAGAGUCCAGCAUGUUUCGGAGCUGUUGGCGGUGGUUCGGCUACCGUUCAUUCAUCCUAGUUACCUUCUGAAUGUGGUGGACAACGAGGAGCUAAUCAAAUCCUCUGAGGCCUGCAGAGACCUGGUGAAUGAAGCUAAACGUUACCACAUGCUGCCACACGCACGCCAGGAGAUGCAGACGCCCAGAACCCGCCCGCGACUUUCUGCCGGUGUGGCGGAGGUGAUUGUGCUGGUGGGCGGUCGACAGGUGGUAGGGAUGAACCAUCGCUCUCUGACAGCCGUCACCUGCUUCAACCCUCAGAACAACAAGUGGUACCCGCUGGCCAGCCUCCCCUUCUACAACCGUGAGUUCUUCUCGGUGGUCUCGGCGGGGGAUAAUAUCUACCUGUCAGGAGGUGUGGAGUCUGGCGUGACGCUGGCAGACGUCUGGUGCUACAUGUCUCUGCUGGAUAACUGGAAUCUGGUGUCUCGGAUGACGGUCUCGCGCUGCAGACACAACAGUGUGGUUUACGAUGGCAAACUCUACGCCAUUGGAGGACUCGGAGCGGCUGGAAAUCUGGACAAUGUGGAGAGGUACGACACCAUCACUAACCAGUGGGAGAUGGUGGCUCCUUUGCCCAAACCGGUUCACUCAGCGGCGGCGACCGUCUGCGGAGGGAAGAUCUAUGUGUUUGGAGGAGUGAACGAGGCUGGACGCUCAGCUGGAGUUCUUCAAUCAUAUGUGCCUCAAACCAACGCCUGGAGCUUCAUUGAGUCGCCCAUGAUUGAUAACAAAUAUGCCCCGGCUGUGACUCUGAAUGGUUAUAUCUUCAUCCUGGGAGGAGCGUAUGCCAGAGCCACCACCAUCUACGACCCCGAGAAGGGAAACAUCAAAGCAGGACCCAACAUGAACCACUCCAGACAGUUCUGCAGUGCGGUGGUCCUGGACGGUAAGAUCUUCGCGAGCGGCGGCAUUGUGAGCAGCGAGGGCCCGGCGCUGGGAACCAUGGAGGCCUUGGACCCCUGUGCCAAUGUGUGGACGCUGCAGCAGAGCAUGCCAUGCCCGCUCUUUAGACACGGCUGCGUGGUUAUUAAGAAGUACAUUCAGAGCGGCUGACGCUGACACAGAGGAACACAACACGUCUCUGGCACACCGGACACCCACUUUUUUUCCCCACACGGGCCAGGAUUAGCAGUGCUGAUGCCGAGGCCUCGCUCACUUUCUGACACACACUGGGAAUGUAGAAGCUAAUCUUCCCUGCCGGCGCAAAACAGGCCUUCGUGUAAAAUAGUGCACCUGACAGAGCUGUCGUUCAUGUGUGUCGUGGCUCUAGCCUUAAUGCUCUGUGGCCAUGGGGAUUUUUACAUACAGUUGAAGUCAAUUUUUAGCCCUCUUUUUCAAAUAUUUCCCAAAUUAUGUUUAACAGAGCAGGGAAUUUUUCACAGUAUUUUCUAU